AAAUUUUCCGGCAGACACCAUGGGGUCACUUUAUUGAUAUUCCUGAUAUCCAGUUUUGUGGCCAAAUAGUCCACAUGUUGUUGUUACGGCUGGUGAAGCAGCAACCCGAUGAUGAGCUUUGGUUCAAUGUUGAGGGUAAACUUAUAGAGUUCACGUACAACGACUUCUGCCGCAUAACCGGAUUACCUGUGGCAGCCCCGAGGCCUGUUGUGGCUGAAGAUAGUGACAACGAUGAUGAACAAGCCGAAGAAGAGGAAGAACCAGGAGAGAUUGCUAAUACAUACUUUCAUGGAUCACUGGAUAUCACUUUCCAGAUGAUGAAGGAGAAGGUUCAAUGGUUAGGUGGAAAUAAAAAAAGGAAUGGUAUGCUAGGGGUGAAGUUUGCAUCCCUCUUCGUAGUUGAGAACGUGUUGAUGGGAAGAGACAGAACAACGAGGAUCAACCGGAGGUCGAUUCAGCUUGCGAACGACUUUGAGGAGUUCAAGAAGGAACCGUGGUCAAGAGAUGCUUACCACUUGCUUGUCACACAUCUGAAGGGUCUUCUUGAUGGGCAGCCAACGAAGUUCUUGGACAGUAAGGCUAACAACCCUGAAUAUAAAAACGCCAAGUUUUCGGUUUACGGGUUGCCAUUGGUCCUACAGGGAAUUUCCACGCUCUUUCUUGGAAGUUGCCAAGAGGCAUCUCACACCUUCUUGGAAGGAGCUCUCCAACAAAUAAAAAUGGGAAGAAGAUAUGGAGAAGAUGGAAGCACUACCUCUUGUCUCCAAACCAGCCCUAUAAAUA
Cuscuta europaea is the source of this 783-nucleotide messenger RNA. The record is from the annotation of a GenBank genome assembly. Lineage: Eukaryota; Viridiplantae; Streptophyta; Magnoliopsida; Solanales; Convolvulaceae.